Haliotis rufescens (red abalone) is the source of this 2528-nucleotide messenger RNA. RefSeq lists its product as uncharacterized. The coding region runs from base 388 to 2382 and encodes 664 amino acids. Lineage: Eukaryota; Metazoa; Mollusca; Gastropoda; Lepetellida; Haliotidae. Gene Ontology annotation, molecular function: zinc ion binding. The record is from RefSeq and is a predicted model, not a curated record. The transcript has 7 exons.
UUGGAUAGAUACUAUUUUGUAUACUCGGUGUCACAACACACCAUGCUGUCACUGCGUAUGGCGUAAUUCGUCAUUCAGAUCAGACAAUGCAGCCUUUGUUUUGAUCUGUGUACUCCUAUGCCGGGCCCCAUAUGCGCGUCGUCAACUUGCGCCAAGCUUAUAGUGUUAUAUGAGAGACGGUGCUCAGCUUACGUCUCUCACAUCACAAUUGGCGCAAGUUGACGGCGCGCAUAGGGAGCCGGGAACCAGCAUAUUUCACUCGCAAGCUGCUCCCUCCGAAAUUUAAACCGACACUGCAUAGGCUACAUGACUCCACGCCAGUGAUACUAUAUGUGGUUUGACAUACGUACAUGGUCGAAAAACAGGGUGACUUAAUCAUUUUCCAGAAUGGACCCAUUCCCCGUGUGUGUGGUGUGCAGCACGUCCUUCAGGUACAGAGGACCACAGCCACACCUGCUUCCCUGUCUACAUGCUGUAUGCCAGGACUGUCUCAAGUCACCUGAAGUCACAACUCUGGACUGCUCUGUCUGCUCGAAGAGUCAUGACAUAUGUGACACGGAUAGACAGUUCCCCGUUGAUGAGGUCGUCCUCGCUGAGGUCCUCCACCUGACCUCCAAACACCGACCAGCAGAAUUCCUGUGUACCAAUGAUGAGGAUGGGAACCAGGCUGUGUGUUGGUGUGGGGAGUGUGGGGACUUCCUCUGUGAACACUGCCAGGUAUUGCACACAGGAAUCAAAGCUACCCGGAGCCAUAAGACGACACUGAUCCCUGAUCUGUCGGAAAAAGUGAAAGGAUCGCAAUUGGAAUGUGAGGAGCACGGCCAUUGCCUGGACAUCUUUGAUGGCGACUGUGAUUGCUUCAUCUGCUUCCGAUGUUUCUACGAAGAGCAUGUUGGUCACAGUACCACUAAAGCCGAUACGUUUCUUACGACAGAAGAACAGCAGUUGAAUAAUUGUUUGAAAUCUGCUACAUGUAAAAAAGAGAAGUUAGACUCAGCAACAAAUGAUGUGAAUGAGCAAACACGGAUUAUUCAACAGAAAGCUGCUUCUCUGAAGGAAACAGUCCAACACACCUUUGCUGAGUUGAAAACAUUGAUCGAUCAGCGAGAGAAAGAGGUGUUUGUUGAGCUAGAUCAGCUUCUGGACUCCAUGAGGAACAUCAAUGACAGUCGACGUCCUAUCUUGAAGUCAUCAGAGACUAUUUGUCAGUCACUCCUUGACUACAUCAACAAGACUCUCCACUAUGCCUCACCUUCCCACCUCCACAAACUGAAGAGUUCCAUCACACAGGCGUUUGAGACCUGCCUAAAACUUGACGUUCCUCUUGUUCACAAACACGAGUCGUCUGUCCUGUUUUCAAAACAGGGGUUGCAGGAUAUGAAGUCCCUAAUAUCAUGCUUCGGAAGUUUCUUAGCUCCUGUCAAGGACAAGCAUCAAGUGACUGAGUUGUCUUCAUUCUAUUCAGAUCGUCAGCUGUGCCUUGAAUCUACAAUUGCCAAACUCAGGGACCAGAAAAUAAGACUUGUGAAGGAAAAUGGUGAACUGAAGAAUGAGGUCCGAGAAAGUGUCCAAGUUGUCAAUGACCUCGACGAAGAUGUAUCCAGGCUGACCUCAUUCGUGGUGCAGAUGGAUCCAGAUGGAGGACACAGGGGCAUGUUUCUUCAUGUUGUGAGGGGAAUCCAGAAUGAAAUUCACUUUAUGAAGUGUCCGAAGAUGAUGUUCGACACGGGAAGAGUGUCCACGAACGGGGUACACAUCAAUGACAAAGGUGUCCUCGUCAAUCAUGAGAAGCCAGGAGGCGGGCGACCAUCUGACUGGACAAGGAAGAGAUUCCAGAACUACCAUGGUACCAGCAGUGCCUUCCCACUGCCCUCUAGUGGCCUGGUGUACUGGGAGGUGGAGGCGUUGGUAGAACUGGACAAGCCACUGGGUGGCCGGAGUCUGAUAUUGGAGGUGGGCGUGUGUGGAGAGGAGGCCAUGGACAAUGCUCCCUUUGUCGGUGGACAACCCAACUCGUGUUGCCUCAGCUUGGCACACAACGAUCUUGACAACACGGUUGGUUUGAAUAUAAUGCAGAAUGGUCAGUUUCAGGUUUUCAUGCAAAAUAGGCUAGACAAUAAGGCUGGUGUGUUUGAGAAGCUGAAGUAUGGAGUCUUGAUCAGUGUGGACAGAAGGACUGUCAACUUCAUCGACAUCAACCGCCAGAGGAUGUGGGCGGCUUGUUGUCUGGUCGGUUUAAAGCACAGUGCGAGGAUGUGGCCUGUGUUUGGUGUUUUUUCCGGCUCCACCAGAGUGGCCAUGAGGCUUGUUAGUGGGGGUGAUGUGCAGAUGGAGGUCUGGAAAAAGACGCUGAUCGGGCAAACCCAAUCCUAUUAUAACUGAAUGUAAUUCUUGUAGACACACAUGUGUUUGUAUACACUACUUUCCUCCUGUGAAACCUAGAAACAUAAUCGGGCGAAUAGGGAUUCAAACCCACAACCAUAGGUUUCUGGUGUGCCCUAUUCUGCACAGUGAAUUGCUGCGCCUUA